Molecule: messenger RNA, 1730 nt
Organism: Oncorhynchus gorbuscha (pink salmon)
Lineage: Eukaryota; Metazoa; Chordata; Actinopteri; Salmoniformes; Salmonidae
Product: claudin-4-like
Exons: 1
Coding region: 219-872 (217 amino acids)
Biological process (GO): bicellular tight junction assembly; cell adhesion
Cellular component (GO): plasma membrane; bicellular tight junction
Molecular function (GO): structural molecule activity
Source: RefSeq, a predicted model, not a curated record
CCACUCAAAAUAUAUCCGUGGUCCAGACACUCUAUGCUACCAGUUGUUUUUACAGCCAUUCAGUAACAUACUGACUAAAAUAAAUCAUUUUUGUAGACUAUUUGUAGCAACUUCCUAACUGAAGAUCAUAUAUCCUAAAGCGCAGCAUCCAGAUUGAGACGCGUUGUUAAACAGAGGACAAAUAUUAUUAUUUUUAAAUCCGUUAAAAAGGAGCGAAGAUGGUGUCCGCUGGACUGGAGAUCCUUGGACUGGGACUGUGCGUCAUUGGUUCGCUCCUGGUGAUGGUCGUUUGCGGGCUGCCCAUGUGGAAGGUGACGGCGUUCAUCGAGGCCAACAUUGUGGUGGCUCAGACCAUCUGGGAUGGGCUCUGGAUGUCCUGUGUGGUGCAGAGCACGGGCCAGAUGCAGUGCAAGGUGCACGACUCGGUCCUUGCGCUCGGCCACGACCUGCAGGCGGCGCGAGCCCUGACCGUCAUCGCAUGUGUGUUUGGCGUGCUGGGGCUAAUGGUGGUGAUCGCCGGGGCGCAGUGCACCAACUGCAUCAAUGACGAGAACGUCAAAGCCCGGGUGGUGAACGCCGGAGGGGUUAUCUACAUAAUCAGUGGCUUGUUUGUUUUAGUCCCUCUCUGCUGGAUGGCCAACAACAUAAUCUCGGAUUUCUACAACCCACAGGUGCCCGCGUCCAAGAAGAGGGAGAUUGGGGCUGCGCUCUACAUCGGUUGGGCGGCCACUGCGCUCCUGCUGAUCGGGGGCGCGCUCCUCUGCUGCUCCUGUCCUUCUAACGGGAAUUCGGGCUACUCGGCGAAAUAUGCCCCGACCAAACGGGCCACACCGAACGGGACCGUGGACUAUGACAAAAGGAAUUACGUGUAGCCCUGCGUCUCACCCUCACGAUGGGGUGGCUAGGCUGUGCUUAAAUGUGGUUUUUUGAAAAACUUUUUUUUGCACCUGCAGUUUACUCUGAACUUUGAAAUAAAUGAAAGCAUCAUUCCCUUUUGUAACACUGACUUUAAACUAAACACAAUAUUGGAGAACAUAUUCAUUCAUCCUUUUUUUUGCAAACAGAAGAAAAUAAACGUUUGGAGACUAUGCGUAUAGCCUAAAGUGAUAGCCAAUGACAAAAAGGAGCGUCUUUGUUUUAGGUACAGUAUUGUUUUAAAUGUCCAAGGCUAUAUUUUCUAUAAUUGCUCAUAAACCUUUACAUUUAGAAAUGUUUACCGGAAUUUGUUUUUCUAAAGGAAGUUCUAAUGACAAUAUAUCUGCUGUCUUUUUACUUCAGUGUAGGCUACAGUGACUUCAGAGUGGUUUAACUCCAAACCACUUAAAAGGUUUUUGGACAAUGGAUUUUUGCUGCAUGAGACUGUGUGAAGAUAGACGAAAACAUGUUGGCCUAUUUUCAAACCAAUACACAACUCAGGCAUUCUUACAUUUGUCUAUAACAGCGAUAAAUCACAUAUAUUACACAAAUUAGGACCAUAGAUUUAGAUGUCAAAUAUAGGAUGUCCACAACACCUGUUCUGGAGUCUAAAUUAUUUUAGGAUAAAACAAAACAUUUAGCAAACUUGUGUUUUAUAUAUGUACAUAUUGUGCCGGAUGUGUUUCUUUUCAUGGAUUUUUAGGAAUAUACUGCUGUUUUACUGACUGGUUUUGAUGUAAAGAUCCAUUGUGUAUUUGAUGCAAUAUUCUUCUUUCCAUUGUUACGCUGACAUUAAACGGAUAUUGUUUAAAGUA